CACACACACUGACCAUGUGAUGUGAAUGCCCCCUGUUCCGGGUAGAGGGAGGGAGGUAGCAGUUCAAUGUAAACCUUCACACUGAUGGAAAGAAGCGGCCAACAUCAGGAGCAGAGUCCCUCAGUCAGCCAGCGCUGCAAUUUGCCCAAAAUGUUCAAUUUGUUUCUCCAGCGUGGAUUAAAACUCCGCGAGCCCUCGGCCUCUAAUGGGGAGCAGCUGCAUUAACUAGUGGACAGACUUCCAUUAACAGUUUUUCUUUGCCGCCGGCCAGGUCACCGAGCUGAGGACGCACUGUUACAGCAAGAGCGACGUUAAACUGACUAUUUAGAGUCCUAAUGUGGCACGUUUGUUCCUGUUUUGAUAGAGAGACCGGAUCACGGGGACAGGUGACCUUAAAGCUGCGCGUUAUCUUUCUCUGAAAACCCUCGAGGAAGUUGAAGAGGAGAGAAACGGUAAGGACGGCAAGAAUUCAAUUUCAGCUCUAAAUUCUGCUUUACUUCGUUGAACUACCAGCAGCACUACUUAUACUACAAUGGACUGUAAAAGACACAUACUACCAUCAUUACUAUUGCUUCACAGUUUGUUAGAUGUUUUCUGAUGAAGUGGUAGAUGAAGGGAUCAGGAGACACCUGACAGACUGCUGAGGCAUGGCUGCAGGAGUGUUGAUUGGCCUGGAGCGUGAUGCCGUUUGCAGCCGGUGGGUUUAACAACAGGACAACAGCAGCUCCCAGGAGAAGGGUUAACUUGUCACAGACACUACCUCGUCAAAUGACUCUGUCCUGACUCACCCAGGGGCUGCAGGCCACAGCAUGGGCAACUCCUCCAGAAAGGGAGAGGAAGAAGAGGAAGAGGAGGGGGCAAAGGGUGGUGAGGAGGCAGAAAUCACAGAGAAGAAGAAAGAAGAGGAGUUGGAGGUGGAGCAGGAUCUUCCAAUGGGGGUGGAGGAGUUGUUUGAGAGUGGAGAUCCUGUGCUGGACUUGAGCUACCGUAAAUUUAAGCGGUUGCCUUCGCGUGUUAGUGGACUAAUGCAUCUGGAAAAGCUGUAUGUUUGUGGAAACAGCCUACGCACUUUGCCCGACAGCAUCUCCCAACUGCAAGGUCUGCGGAUCCUUGCCCUCGACUUCAACAAGAUGGAGGACGUUCCCGCCGCCGUCUGCCAGCUCACUAACCUCACUCGCCUCUACCUGGGCAGCAACCGGCUCAUGUCACUCCCGCCAGAGGUGAGGAACCUGCAGAGUCUGCGCUGCCUGUGGAUGGAAAGCAACUACUUCCAGAUGUUUCCACUGGAGCUCUACGACCUGCCCAACCUCAAGUCCCUUCAGAUUGGGGACAACCGGCUGAAGAGGCUGCCUCCUGACCUCUGGCGUAUGGAGGCUUUGAGGGGGUUAUGGCUCUACGGGAACCGCUUUGAAACCUUCCCCAAAGUCCUGCUGCGCAUGGAGAGUUUGGAGAUACUGGAUCUGGACCGCAACAAGAUAUCAGAGUUUCCCAGCCUGAAGCGCCUCCAUGCCCUGCGCCUCUUUUCCUAUGACCACAACCCAGUGGAAAGCCCACCUAAAGUGGGAGAGGAGGUGCUUGUGGUUGGAGAAGGUGCUGCAGAGUUCUUGGAGAAGCGUGAGGCCAGAAACGAGAGGCGACGAAAGGCCGCAGAGCAAGAGGCCGAAGAGUUGGCUCUAGCAGGAGAGGAGCCGGUGAUUCACGGCAUCCUGAAGAACAGCAGCUCCAACUCAAAACAAGCUGUGGUGACUUUAGGGGACGCAGACGUUACAGAGGAAGAGGCAAGGGAAGAGGAGGAGGAGGAGGAGGAGGAGGAGGAUGUGGAGGUACCUGUCACUGAGUACGACGGAGCUGAGCUUGAAUAUGACGAAGAGGGUGUUGAAUAUGAAACGGAGGAGCUGAUAUGUGAGGGAGAGGGGUUUGAAUAUGAGGGGGACGAGCUGGAAUACGAAAGGGCUCAGAUGGACUAUGAGUAUGAGGAGCUGGAGGACACAGGGAGACAAGAUGAAGGGGCAUGAAAAAACCCUUCACCAUUAAGACUAAGAUGAACUGCAGGCAGGUGGAGGUGAAUGACAGAAAUGAAGCUGACACAAAUUAGCUGUGCUGCUAAUCUAUCGUUAAAUGUGAAAAUGAAUUAGUAUUAAGGCAUUAUAAAACUGUAAACUGACAGCACCUGUGACAUCUCAAUCAGCUGCAAAUGAUCAAGACAGAGCAUUACUCAGAUGGAGUGUGUGUGUGUGUGUGUGUGUGUGUGUGUGUGUGUGUGUAUGGGGGGGGGAGUGUUUUACAUUAGGGUUGUUUUCUGUGUGUUCACAUGAGACCAAGUCUUGCCGUAUUAAAUAUUCUCAGCUAAU
Etheostoma spectabile (orangethroat darter) is the source of this 2351-nucleotide messenger RNA. It is a transcript of the gene lrrc10b, whose product is annotated as leucine rich repeat containing 10B. Lineage: Eukaryota; Metazoa; Chordata; Actinopteri; Perciformes; Percidae. Gene Ontology annotation, molecular function: protein binding. The record is from RefSeq and is a predicted model, not a curated record. The coding region runs from base 810 to 2015 and encodes 401 amino acids. Gene Ontology annotation, cellular component: cytoplasm. The transcript has a single exon.